AUGGACGCAGCUGCCGAUGUUCCCACUGCGGCAGCUGAGAAGGCUGGGCAGCCUUCAGGACCCCCGGACGAGGGCAAAAGGCGCAAGAAAUCGCGUUGGGGCAAGGAGACAGAGGCAGGCCUGAAGAUCCUGGAGCAGGUACAGCAGCCUGGUGCCUCUGACGCUGUGGCAGGCCCGCCUGCUCCGAGUGACGCGCCUGCAGCUGCACCUCCUGCCGCCGCGCCGCCCCCCGAUGCCGCGCCUCCGCACGACGCCCCGGGCGCCGAGCCGCCGCUCAAGCGCCGCCGCAGCAGCCGGUGGGAAGUGGCGGAGGCGCGGCCGGCGCCGGGGGCGGGCGCGGCGGGGGCGGCCGGCCAGAUCGUGCUGCCAGAGUCCAUCGCCGCGCUGGUCAGCCUCCACGCCGACCCCCAUGUCGUCGAGCUGCAGUCCCAGCUCAGGCUGGUGGAACAGAAGCUGCAGCUGGUGCAGCAGGGCAAGUGGGUCGACCCGCGGAACGAGUACGAGCGCUCGCCGUCGCCAGAGCCGGUCUAUGGCGAGAGCGGCGCGCGCAUCAACACGCGCGAGUGGCGGCAGAAGGAGGCGCUCACCAAGCGGCGCACGAAGCGUCUGGAGAAGGAGACGGGCGCCAAGAUCGUCAUCCGCGGCCGCGGCAGCGUCAAGGAGGGCCGCGGGCGGCCGCCGGGCGCGCGGUCAUCGGACCCCGCGGAUGACGAGGACCUGCACGUCCAGAUCACAGCCGAUGACGAGGACGCCUUGGACAAGUUGAACUCCUAG
Monoraphidium neglectum is the source of this 774-nucleotide messenger RNA. RefSeq lists its product as hypothetical. The coding region runs from base 1 to 774 and encodes 257 amino acids. Gene Ontology annotation, molecular function: mRNA binding. NCBI's taxonomy places the organism in Eukaryota, Viridiplantae, Chlorophyta, Chlorophyceae, Sphaeropleales, Selenastraceae. The transcript has 4 exons. Gene Ontology annotation, cellular component: nucleus. The record is from RefSeq and is a predicted model, not a curated record. Gene Ontology annotation, biological process: regulation of mRNA splicing, via spliceosome.